This is a messenger RNA of Lolium perenne, 1651 nucleotides long. RefSeq names its product protein POOR HOMOLOGOUS SYNAPSIS 1-like. The record is from RefSeq and is a predicted model, not a curated record. Lineage: Eukaryota; Viridiplantae; Streptophyta; Magnoliopsida; Poales; Poaceae.
GAAUAGCUACAUCCACCUCCGCCAUUCAACACCAAAUUCUGCUCUAAAAACCCCAACUUCCCAAAACGGCAAGCCUCCGUACCACCUUCAUCGCCAUGGCGGGUUCCGGCGGCAGGAGCAGGGACCUCCCCACGUCGCGCGCGGAUGCCGCGGGGGGCAAGCGGAGGAGCCAGAGGUGGGAGGUGGAGUUCGCGCGCUACUUCGCGACGCCGCGGCGCAGCCCCUCGACGGCGCCGCCCCCCGGCCUCCGUUUUGUGUCCCGCGGCAGGAACCGCCUCCACGGGACCUGGCUCCCGGCUGCCUCUACCGCCGCGCUCUGCAUCUCCCGCCCCAGCCACUCCUUCGCUGCCCACGUCCUCACCGUCUCCAUCGGCGACGUCGUCUACGAGGAGCACUGUGUCUCCAUCCUCAACUUCUCAUGGCCACAAGUUGCAUGCGUGACAGAGUGCCCAGUUAGAGGGAGCAGGGUUGUGUUCGUGAGCUUUUGUGAUAGGUCCAAGCAGAUCCAGAAGUUUGCUGUACGUUUCCCACAUCUAGGUGAUGCAGAAUCAUUCUUGAAUAGUGUGAAGGAGCUCUCAAGCAACACCAUGGAUGUCAUACCAUCUGGAAGCGACUGCGUGUAUGAAGAUUCAUCAUCAUCUGAACAUAUUGCUUCUGAUGGACCUCAAUACAGGCCUGAUCAGGUGGCAAGCUUUGAGGAGCCAACUUCUGAUCACAGGACAGAUGCAUCUUCAUUAGGCUACCCUGAGGAUCUAGGCCAGUCUGUUCUUCCAUCUCCCCUGGCUACAAAUAUCGAUAGCAGCUACUCCAGUUACCUUCAUAGCUACUCUGAAAUGCCGACAGGUUAUUCCAUAAAAAAUGAGAAAGAUAUAAAUGUACCCUGUCCAGCGACUGCAACUGGUCAUGCUCCUGAAAAGUUUUUGCAGGCGUGCACACUGGAUACUUGUCAUGAUGCUGCAGCUGCAGUUGCUGAUACAGAAUUGAUUGCUGAUAAAGGAAAGGUUGCUGCUAAAGAGAUUGAUGAUAUUCUGGCAGGGAUAAAGACAUAUGGAGGCGGCGACUCUUUCAAUGGCAUGAACUGUUAUGCGGUCUGCGGAAAUUCUUGCUGCUGUGCUGCUAGAGGAAGAUGGAGUGUUGGUCGUCAACCUGGCGAUCAUCAGGCUCAAGCGUCCAACUACCAGCACUGCCAUGGAAGGAAGUGCUUGCUCCUGGGAUGCCCGAACUGUAUGCAUGUCGUCUUUCCCGUUGGCACCUUCAAGCGUGGCGAGGCGCCUGGGUGUACCGGCGAUUUCCUUGGUUCCCUGAGCAGCGAGGCUGAGUGCAGCUGUGUGCGCCUCUGCAAACGUGUCAGUGUCAUCCACCCAUGCGGCGCAGCCCCUGCUGGACUUCCGUCAGAGAUCGUGAGUGCUUGUCGCAUUUCACCUCCGGCAAGCCGCACAAGACGGGUUCUUGCUUCUCCCAUCCGUCCGUGCUUUCUUCUCCGUGCAGGGGAACUGUCGGAUGACAGCCAGAGCCCAGUGAAACGGCGUGCAUUCGAUCAUAGUGAGUAUUAAUCCCACUAUACGCCAUGCUCGUUCUGCCGCUACUACUCCAGUUAGUAGACUGCUGAUGCACCGGCAACAAAACAGCACCUUAUAUAUGAUCAUCUAUU